Messenger RNA from Fragaria vesca subsp. vesca, 1116 nucleotides. Its product is annotated as peptidyl-prolyl cis-trans isomerase FKBP19, chloroplastic-like. Gene Ontology annotation, molecular function: peptidyl-prolyl cis-trans isomerase activity. Gene Ontology annotation, cellular component: chloroplast; thylakoid. The coding region runs from base 3 to 743 and encodes 246 amino acids. The record is from RefSeq and is a predicted model, not a curated record. NCBI's taxonomy places the organism in Eukaryota, Viridiplantae, Streptophyta, Magnoliopsida, Rosales, Rosaceae. The transcript is spliced from 9 exons.
AGAUGGCUUCAAUCUCAGCCAUUGGAUCCCCACACCGUCCUCUAACCUCAUCUGCCGGAAUCUCUCGAACCCCUGUUCGGCGCGGAUCCCACUCUCUUCUUCCUCCGGAAGCCGAGAAAGUUCCUGAUUCAGGCGCAGGCAGUGGAAGCGCCAAUGUUGUCGAUCGAAGAAAGAUGCUGUUGUCAUCGAUUGGAGUGGUGGCUUCAGCUUUCUGUAAUAAAGAAGCAGCCUUGGCAUCUCAAUUUGCAGACAUGCCGGCACUUAGGGGGAAGGACUACGGAAAGUCGAAAAUGAGUUAUCCCGACUAUACAGAAACUGAAUCAGGUCUUCAGUAUAAGGACUUGCGAGCUGGAAAUGGCCCCAAGCCGAAGGUUGGGGAUACAGUGGUGGUUGAUUGGGAUGGUUAUACCAUUGGAUACUAUGGUCGCAUAUUUGAAGCUCGAAAUAAGACAAAAGGUGGUUCAUUUGAGGGUGAUGACAAGGCUUUUUUCAAAUUCAGGGUAGGAUCUCAAGAGGUGAUACCAGCUUUUGAGGAAGCUAUUACAGGCAUGUCUAUUGGUGGCGUUAGAAGGAUUAUAGUGCCUCCAGAAUUGGGAUAUCCCGACAAUGAUUACAACAAGAGCGGCCCAAAACCUAAUACCUUUUCGGGCCAACGAGCGUUGGAUUUUGUGCUGGGGAACCAAGGUCUGAUAGACAAGACUCUUCUGUUUGAUAUCGAGCUGAUUAAGAUCAUACCAAACUGAUUUUCAUAUCAAACUCAAGAUCUUUCGGGAAUCACAUUGUUGGCCAACAAUACUUGCUUUCCUAUCAAGAGUUCCUUGUUCGAUUCGGAAUGCUGAAUGAUACUAAUUUGCUUAAGAAGCCGGAUUGUUGACAUAUAGCUUCUUUUUCUAUGAAGCAGAGCUUGCUCGUUACUUCUCUGAUUGCUUGAAUUGAAACUUGUCACGGGUGGUAAAUUUCCCAUGAAUCAUGAGAGAAUACAUAAAAAUGUCUAGAAUUACCCACCUGUGUCAACUUUUCGGUUCAUAUGUAAUAUAUACUCAAUAAUUUUGGCAGCAUAUUUGUAUAGUCAAGGAUUGGAAUUGUAACUAUAAUGACUGGCCGUUGUGAUUUAUG